GCUUUGCGUAAAUUGCCAAAAUGGCGCCAAAGGUGUCAAGAAAUUAAGAUUUUGGAAGGAAAACACACAAAAAAGGGAAUAAACCUCAAAAAAUGAUGACUCGAAGAAAAUGGUAAAUCUAUCUGCCAGUUUACGUAACGCAGUUUCAACAAUGACAAGAAUAUUAAAUGUCGCUGAAAAGAACGAUGCAGCUAAAUCCUUGGCAGAAGUGUUGUCGAGAGGCAACUUUCGACGGAGAGAAGGACGUUCUGUGUACAACAAAAUUUAUGAAUUUGAGUACCAUCUUUUCAACAAGAAUUGCAUAAUGAGCAUGACCUCGGUGUCAGGUCAUCUUUUAGGCAUGGAAUUUACUGGUUUGUAUAAAAAAUGGACUAUGUGUAACCCUGUCAGUUUAUUUGAGGCCACAAUUCAGAAGUACUGUCCUCCAGAUUUUCUCAAUAUAAAGAAAACCCUGGAAGAAGAGAUACGUAAAUCUCAGGUAUUGAUUAUCUGGACUGAUUGUGAUCGAGAAGGUGAAAACAUAGGCUUUGAAAUUAUUCAAGUCUGUCAGGCAGUGAAACCUAACAUAAACAUCUACCGGGCAAGGUUUUCAGAAAUAACCCCACAAGCUGUAAAUCGUGCUUGCCAGAACCUUGCUGCUCCUGAUGAAAAUGUUUCUAUGGCUGUUGAUGCUAGAAUGGAGCUUGACCUUCGAAUUGGUGCAGCCUUCACUCGUUUCCAGACAUUACGACUUCAGAAAGUUUUCCCUGAAGUCCUUGCCGAGCACCUUAUUAGCUAUGGCAGCUGCCAGUUCCCUACCCUGGGAUUUGUUGUUGAACGCUACAAGCAGGUCGAAGCCUUCAUUGCUGAACCAUUUUGGAAGUUAAAAGUAACUCACAAAGUUGACGAUGUAGUUGCAGAAUUCACUUGGCAAAGGAAACAUCUGUUUGACUAUUUGGUGUGUUUGGUUUUUUAUGAACAUUGUCUUGAGUCUCCAACUGCUGUUGUUAGUGAUGUGAAAAGUCGGCAGAAGAGUAAAUGGCGUCCUCAGCCUUUAGACACAGUGGAACUCGAGAAGCUUGCCUCAAGGAAACUAAAAAUUGGUGCCAAGGAAACUAUGAAGAUUGCUGAAAAAUUAUAUACUCAGGGUAUCAUCAGCUACCCAAGGACAGAAACAAAUAUGUUUACCAAAGAAAUUGAUCUAAAUGCUUUGAUUGGAAAGCAAACUGAAGACCCAGCUUGGGGUGCUUUUGCAUCUCGUGUCUUGGAGGACGGUCCAAAUCCCAGGAAUGGCAACAAGUCAGAUCAAGCUCAUCCCCCAAUACACCCCACUAAAUAUUGUAACUCAUUACAGGGGAAUGAGAAGAAAAUCUAUGAGUUUAUUGUGCGUCAUUUUCUUGCCACUUGCUCACAGGAUGCUAAAGGCCAUGAGACCACCGUGGAGAUUGAAAUUGCUCAGGAAAAAUUUACCGCCAAUGGUUUGAUGAUUCUUGCCAAGAACUACCUGGAAGUCUACCCUUAUGAUAAAUGGUCGGAUAAGGAAAUUUCAAUUUACCAAGUUGGCCAAAGUUUUGAACCCACUUCCCUGGAGAUGUUGUCAGGUAAAACCUCACCUCCCUCUUUACUCUCAGAAGCUGAUCUUAUUUCUCUGAUGGAAAAACAUGGCAUUGGUACCGAUGCCACUCAUGCAGAACACAUUGAAACCAUCAAAAGUAGAAACUAUGUUGGAGUGAGAGAUGACGGCAGGUUUGUUCCAGGACAUUUAGGAAUGGGACUUGUGGAAGGUUAUGAUGCCAUGGGUUUUGCCAUGUCCAAACCAAACCUACGAGCAGAACUGGAAGCAGAUUUAAAGAAGGUCUGUGAAGGUCAGAAAACUAAAGAAGAUGUGUUGCAGGCACAGAUAAGGAAUUAUAAAGAAGUAUUUAUUAAAGCUGUUGAACAGGCACGAAAGAUUGAUGAAGCUCUUGGUAACUAUUUGGGAGAAUCUGUGCCAUACACAGAAUCCACGGUCAGUGACAACAUGGCUACUGUUGAGUCAGUGAAACGCUGCCCCAAGUGUAACCAAGACAUGCUGCUGCGACAGAGAAAAGACGGCAAAGGUUACUAUCUUGGCUGCAUUGGUUUCCCAGAGUGCCGAAAUGCCAUCUGGUUUCCUGAUUUUGUUCUCAAAGUUGAAGUUGAUGGAACCAUUUGUCCACGAUGCCAACCCGGUCCGGUCCAUUUGUUGCGGUUCAAAUUCCGACCAGGCUACGUACCACCCAUGAUACCAACAGAGUACGUCGGAUGUAUUGGAGGCUGUGAUACUUUUCUGAUGGAAGCUUUAGACAUUCAUUCUUCCCAAAACCGUCAAACGUCAUCUUCACUCAACAAUAGAACCCCUUCGACACAUGGUGACAGUGGCUAUGGAAGUGAAGGGUCCAACAACUCCUUAGGGAACAACCGAAAUUCAUUUCAGUCACAAAGAACAAACAGGAACAUAACUAGUGGCAGCUGGCAGUCAAAGAGAGGUGAACCCCAGAUGAAGAAGCCUGGCAUGUUGAAUGUACAAUCUCGACCUAGAACAGCCUUGAAUAAUAGAGAUGGGGACCGGUCUGAUGCCACGACUAUUGUUUGUGGCUGUAAUGUAGAUGCUAUCUUAUUGACCGUACGCAAAGAGGGACCUAAUACAGGUCGACAGUUUUAUAAAUGCAACAGCAACACCUGUGAUUUCUUCCUGUGGGCUGAUCAAAACUCAAGUUCCACCACUUCAAGCAGUUCUUUUCCCUCAAACCCUGGAUCGUCAAGACCCCAAUACCGUUCAUCACACAGUAAUGCUUCUGAGCAAACAGUCAGCUGUCAAUGUAAUUUAGAAGCUAAACACUUAACAGUUCAGAAAGAAGGUCCAAAUAAAGGGAGAAAAUUCUUUGCUUGUCCUCAAAGCAGAGAUGUUGGUUGUAAUUUCUUCCAGUGGGAUGACAAUUCAACCUCAUCAGGCGGUGGUAAUUCUUACUCUUCCCAACGGUUUGGCAACCAUGACAACAACAGACACCAGGCCAAGAAACAGAAAACCAACCAAAGUGGUGAAAAUAAACGGGCUUCUCCGAAAUGUGGAAUAUGUGGCACAAUAGGUCACACGAAAAGAACAUGUCCCCACAAAAUGGAUUUUUAGGAUUGAAAAAUGUAAAUAAAUAAUCUUUAUUCUUGUAAUAAAAUAUAUUUUAAAACCUGAA
This is a messenger RNA of Octopus sinensis (East Asian common octopus), 3188 nucleotides long. Its product is annotated as DNA topoisomerase 3-alpha. Gene Ontology annotation, biological process: DNA topological change. Gene Ontology annotation, cellular component: chromosome; nucleus. Gene Ontology annotation, molecular function: DNA binding; DNA topoisomerase type I (single strand cut, ATP-independent) activity; zinc ion binding. The record is from RefSeq and is a predicted model, not a curated record. The transcript has 31 exons. The coding region runs from base 110 to 3127 and encodes 1005 amino acids. NCBI's taxonomy places the organism in Eukaryota, Metazoa, Mollusca, Cephalopoda, Octopoda, Octopodidae.